Molecule: messenger RNA, 2952 nt
Organism: Ochlerotatus camptorhynchus
Lineage: Eukaryota; Metazoa; Arthropoda; Insecta; Diptera; Culicidae
Gene: PIG-V
Product: phosphatidylinositol glycan anchor biosynthesis class V
Exons: 3
Coding region: 320-1942 (540 amino acids)
Biological process (GO): GPI anchor biosynthetic process
Cellular component (GO): endoplasmic reticulum membrane; mannosyltransferase complex
Molecular function (GO): GPI mannosyltransferase activity; alpha-1,6-mannosyltransferase activity
Source: RefSeq, a predicted model, not a curated record
UUAUCAAAACAUGUCGGGCUCUACAGUGAAGCAGCACAUUUUUCAUUUUAUUUUUUCUAGUUUAUUGUAUUAAAUUUGCCCCGAUUUGGUUGGUAAAUGUUCCCAUUUUCCACCUAGUGAUUACCCCGACCAAGCUCAACCGGACACCAGCCGAAAAUUCAAGCCGUUUUAGAAAAAUUUGAAGCGCCAAAAAAAUAAAAAGGAUCCAACGGCAUAAUUGCACGAACGGGUGUCUCUUGAAAUAUCGAAUCCGGCAGUCACAGUGAAAUAAAAGCGAAAGUGUUUUAAUGUGAGUGAGAUACAGUUGAAUAGUACCAAAAUGACCAAAAAUAGCAAUCACCAAGUAACAACCCAUUCCAAGGACCAGCAACAAAACAGCACAAAACACCAUCACAAUCAUCAUAGUCACAAACAGCAGCACAAUCAAUCUUCCUCACAAAUGCCUUCAGCUGCGGCAAAAGCAGCCGCUCACAAGCCCACUUUGUACAUCUCGAUUACGUCCCUGGCACUGCUGAGUCGGUUGCUGGUGAUAGUCAUACAAAUCAUAUCAAACCAUUUGAUCCCUGAUCAUGAAGCGGGAGUGUUUGUUGCUCCCCGCGAUCCUGAGGCACCUCCAGGAAAGUUGGAUGGAUUAGUGGAUGCCCUACUAGGAGGAUUACACCGCUGGGAUUCUCAAUACAUGCUGCAUAUCUCCGAGCAUGGCUAUUCGUACGAGAAUACGUUGGCAUUCUUCCCGCUGUUUCCAUUCAUCAUCAAAAUCGUCACUAGUGUCCUAGGAGGAAGCUCAUCGUUGAUAUCAUAUCGAGAGCUUUCACUAGUGCUGGCCGUACUAUUGAACGUGGUGUGUUUCGUACUGGCAGCGAAAGCCCUUUACAAACUAAGCAAUAUGGUGUUGGGCAAUAAGAAAAAGAGCGAACUAGCCGUAAUAUUGUUCUGCUUCAAUCCGUCGUCGAUCUUCUUCACUGCUCCGUACACGGAAAGCCUAUUCUCGUGGCUGUCGUUCACCGUGAUGGUACAAUGCAUCGACGACAUCAAUUCUAUAUUGAUAACUGUCCCGUUGAGUUUGAGCAUUCUGUGCCGAUCAAAUGGAAUGCUCAAUAUCGGGUUUUUGCUGUUUUUCUACAUACGUCGAAUCCUGUCGCAAAACUCCUUCCACAAUAUUAUCUGUAUUGGAUCGAAGCUAUUUUCGAUUCUGAUUAUCAUCAUCUUCCACUACGGCAUAGCGCAAGUCUACAGCUACUACCUGUUUUGCUUCGAGCAGAAAUUUAGUUUCCCACCGCACGUAAAAGCGUAUGCAGUCACGAAAAAUCUGGUGCUGGCUGGCAACAAAACAAGUGAAUCGUCGCCCUGGUGCUCAAACUAUUUGCCUUUAUCUUAUUCUUACGUACAAAGCCACUAUUGGAAUGUAGGAUUUAUGAAGUACUACGAGUUGAAACAGUUACCGAACUUUCUAAUUGCCUUACCAGCCAUCUAUCUAAUAGUCAGCAACUCGUGCAAAUAUAUCCACGAUAACUGGGAUUUUUGCGCCCGUUUGGGCCUUUUCCGAGUUAGCAAAAAGCAGGUGAAAUGCAUGCGAAAUUACGACCGGUUGGCGUUUGUGUUUAUCGUUCAUGCACUGUUUCUGGCACUGUUCAGUGUUCUCUUCGUGCAUGUCCAGGUCACAACACGAAUGCUGGCCUCCGCGAGUCCAGUGUUGUAUUGGUUCGCUGCCGAAUAUUUCACCGGCGAUAAAGCGUUCAUCCGGCGGCAAGUGAUCAGAAAACUCUCCAAACAGGUCGAGGAUGGAACCGAACCAUGCACUCACGUGGAGAACUCCGUUGAGCUGAGUGAAAUUUUAGACUUAAGAACGAUGAAUUUAAAACAAUUAGUCAUUUUACUGUACUUCGUAGGUUAUGCCGUUAUUGGCACAAUUCUCUUCAGUAACUUUCUGCCCUGGACUUAGGCAUCUGUAGAAAACCGUUAGAAACGGUAGGCGAAUGCGUAGGUACACUAAUAUACAUGUACAACGGCAGUAGUUAGCAGUUGACUUAACUUUACAAAAUACGGCAUAAUACAUAGUUAAAAUCAAAUAGAGGAGCGAAAUUUAACUAUACACUAUUUAUGAUCAACUAGCGAACGUUGAAAUAUCAAUUACAAUCAAAAACUUACUCAUUGAAGCAGCAGCAUAGCUCUAGACAGCAACAUUCGAGUUUAACGAUUGUAGGGCUAAAACAUAUUGAACCAAAUUAUAUAGCAUUCAACAGAGGCGUGCAGUAGUUUAAAACAUCUAUUUAUUGAAAGUUAGUGAUAGGAUUAGUAGCAGACGUUUUCUCUUCUUAUUACGAUUUUUAAAAUCAACAGUUAGUACGUUAAAUAACGUACUUUUCAUCAUGUUAAUAUAGGAUUUAGCUACUCAAACAUUUUUCCUCACUUCGAUUCGGUGUCGUGCAGUAAAAUCACUCAUUCAUUCGACCAUUAUUCUUCUUCUUCUUCAUUGUAGGGAUUUUGCGCUUUAGAGUUUCAUCAAAAUAACAAACAAAACCAUAGUGAACUUUAUAGUAGGAAGAAACGAAAUGCUCAAAAACAUUUUAAAAUCGUAGAAACGUUAACAAGCAGGUCGAGUUUUAGUCCAGUUUUAUUACACGGAACUGUCUACAACACACACAUCUCUUUGCCUUAUAAUAAAAUAACAUUGAAACAAAUACUAACAUACAAUAUCUAUCGAGACCAUAUGUAGCACCCCACCCGGUGGAUAUUCUUUAUCGUGAAUUAAUUCGUUCAUUCUUGAUUGUUAUUAUUCACUGUUCGUUAACGCCAACCUGUCCAGAUAUGAGAAAUUGACUAUAAAAGUAUUAAGUUUGACAGAAACUUGUUAAUCUUUAACCCAUUUCUAGUCUUCUUAUUGCAAUAAGUAGCCUGGCGUUACAGUUUUAACUUCCUCUUUGGACCAAAAAUUAGCGAUUAUUCGGUUGA